AUGCCUGACGGUCGUGAACGCCAACCCUACCUCAGCAAAGGCUGGCGUAAGCAACUGGAUCCCUACGAGAACGGUCACAUGCGAAGUACGAGCGAGUUCCCCCGCCGUUACUGUUUCUACUUCUGCUGGCCCGACAAGGACUCCAUAACGACCGACGAUUGGAAAGCCGAUCGUUUAGGUUAUUUGUGUGACCCGCAGUGGGCCCAUACCAUCUACCCUUAUCUUUUCGAUGGCGACUGGCACGGAGACGGUGCCUCACUACAGCCUGUGGGAGAGAAUACCGAGCAAAUCCAAGCGCAACUGGCAAACGAAAGACCGAAAUUCAUCAAGAAGAAUGGCCCACCGAUUGGUGGUGGCAUAGAGAGUGUUCUCAUCGCCGCCAAGAUGUAUGCGAAGAGAACAGCCUGGGACAAGACUGACUACAAGGGCAAGAACAUUACCCGAGAGGAGAUCGGUCUCCCCAAGCCAGUGCAGGUUGUCGAUGGAACACCACCGGACGAGAUCAAGAAAAUCGAGCUUCUCUUAGACUCAUUGGCUGCAGGGCUGCCAGAGGUCUCAGUUCAUGGGCGGAGAACUUGGGUAGACCCGCCUUCAGAAGACCAAGAGAAAGUGGGCGAUCUGGCAACCUUCAUACGAGGUGGAUAG
This is a messenger RNA of Alternaria conjuncta, 645 nucleotides long. RefSeq lists its product as uncharacterized. The record is from RefSeq and is a predicted model, not a curated record. The coding region runs from base 1 to 645 and encodes 214 amino acids. NCBI's taxonomy places the organism in Eukaryota, Fungi, Ascomycota, Dothideomycetes, Pleosporales, Pleosporaceae. The transcript is spliced from 2 exons.